Molecule: messenger RNA, 1688 nt
Organism: Eufriesea mexicana
Lineage: Eukaryota; Metazoa; Arthropoda; Insecta; Hymenoptera; Apidae
Gene: GluClalpha
Product: glycine receptor alpha 1
Exons: 13
Coding region: 216-1601 (461 amino acids)
Biological process (GO): monoatomic ion transmembrane transport
Cellular component (GO): membrane
Molecular function (GO): extracellular ligand-gated monoatomic ion channel activity; transmembrane signaling receptor activity
Source: RefSeq, a predicted model, not a curated record
GUCGUAUCGGAGAGCACUAUGCCAGUAUCACUGCAUCACGGAACCCUUAUUGCCUAGGAUUAUCAGCUUCUCCAGAUAUCAAACGGUUUACAUUCGAUAAUAAUCGCGCGAGGGCCUGGUGCGAUUUCACGCGUGCCUGAGCGACGGAAACUACGCAGGACGAGGAAAACAACGUACGCAAGGACAAAAUAGCCCAACGAGAAAAAGCUGCCGCAAUGUGGCCUGGAGUAUUGAAGUUGUUGGUGUUACUAACAGUCUUGCCACUUCCAUCAAGAUGUGCGGCGGAAGUACCGGUAAAUUACCGGGCAAAGGAGAAGGAGGUAUUAGACAAGAUUCUAGGACCAGGACGGUACGACGCGCGUAUCCGGCCCAACGGAGAAAAUGUAACAGAUGAGCCGACAAAUGUGAUGGUCAACUUCUUAAUCCGCUCUAUCAGCAAAAUAGAUGAUUAUAAGAUGGAGUACUCUGUACAGUUAACAUUCCGGGAACAAUGGCUGGACGAACGAUUAGAAUUUAAUGAUUUUGGAGGUCGUCUAAAGUAUUUAACAUUAACGGAUGCGAGUCGCGUUUGGAUGCCAGAUCUGUUCUUUGCGAACGAGAAGGAAGGUCAUUUUCACAACAUUAUUAUGCCGAAUGUAUACAUUCGUAUUUUCCCCAAAGGUUCCGUUCUAUACAGUAUACGGAUAUCUUUAACGUUAUCAUGCCCGAUGAAUUUAAAAUUGUAUCCCUUGGAUCGACAAAUUUGCUCACUACGUAUGGCAAGCUAUGGUUGGACAACCGAUGAUUUGGUUUUCCUAUGGAAGGAAGGAGAUCCUGUUCAAGUUGUUAAAAACCUACACCUGCCUCGGUUCACGUUGGAGAAAUUUCUUACCGAUUAUUGCAACAGCAAGACAAAUACUGGCGAGUACAGCUGCCUGAAGGUUGACUUGCUGUUCAAGAGAGAAUUCAGUUACUAUCUUAUUCAAAUCUACAUUCCCUGCUGCAUGCUUGUCAUUGUAUCCUGGGUAUCGUUCUGGCUCGAUCAAAGUGCUGUACCAGCUCGAGUUUCACUGGGUGUGACCACCUUGUUGACGAUGGCCACGCAGACGUCAGGAAUAAAUGCCUCACUGCCACCAGUCUCUUAUACAAAGGCUAUCGAUAUUUGGACAGGCGUGUGCUUGACUUUCGUAUUCGGCGCUCUCCUCGAAUUUGCCCUAGUGAAUUAUGCAUCUCGGAGCGAUAUGCACAGAGAUAAUAUAGAGAAAAAGUUUUCACCGUCUGAAACGGAACAACCCAGCUCGAUGGAUCUGCCUUCUGAUCAAAUCGAACCAGAUAACACGUCGAAUUUCGUUAUGACCGGAUAUGAUGGAUCACUUCAACAUUCUCUACAGAAACCUCUGGUCCGACAGCCGGACGAUACCAUGUCAGAUAGGAUGCAGAACUGCGAUUUACAUAUGCAACCACGAAAAAAAAACUGCUGCAGGUCGUGGCUGUCCAAGUUCCCAACGAGGUCCAAGCGCAUCGACGUCAUUUCACGGAUAUUCUUCCCCAUCGUAUUCGCUUUCUUCAACCUCAUGUACUGGUGCGCGUACCUGUUUCGACAGGAGGAGGGGGACGAGUAAAUAUCGACGAGGAAGCGCUUGGAACAAGGAACGUGGCUCGCGGCCAUUCCCAACAUUCUCACACUAUUAAACCUCAUCAUCGUUCAC